AUGAUCCUCCUCUAUCAUAUCGUAGUGGUUAAGAUGAUUCCUUGUCCAAACAUCUCAUGUACCUCACUGUUUGAUAUCAUUGCAUUGAGAAGGAGGUGUAAAUGUGUUGAUGAUGAGAAUGAUGACAUUAAACCUAGUCAUCGACAUGAUCGUCGUGCUAGUUGCCCAGAUUGUACCACGAGGAGGUCGACUGAUCCAGUCGUGGAUUUCAAUAGAAUCAAUGGAUGGUCAAACAAGAUCGAUUGCAUGAGAGAGCUUGGAUAUGUUCCAGAAGGAGGUGUUGAUCUUGGUCCAAUCGAAUUCGAUGAUUUUGUUGCAAGAAGACAAAAGGACGGAGAUCAAUCGGAAUUCAAGUCGAGGAUAUGGUUCAGAAACGGAAGAGGAUGGAUCUAUGAAGUGCCUUCAAUGGAGCAUGAGUAUAGUGCAAACAAAGUCAUUUCUCGUAUUCAUCAACAACUUCAUCCAAACCAAGAUUUGUUGUCCGUUGGAGGCUCCUCAACCUUGAUUCUACAACUUGGUCAUUCAUGCGCCGAGCCACACCAAUCUUUACGACCGCUUCGACCCAAUGUCCCCAACAUCCAUUCGGCAAAUGGACAUGGAAGGCCCUAUCCAACAUUGGUCAUCGAGACAGCAAAGUCACAAUCACUUCCAGUGUUGCAUCAAAAGUGCAUGGACUAUUUCAUGGAUCGUGUUGUUGCUAUACCCGCUGCACCUGGUGUCUCUGCGGUAGUUGCAGUACCAAGCACAAUCAGAAUCGUUAUUGGCAUCAAGAUCUAUCGCAGACACAAUGGUACCUUUGCAAUGCUUGUUUUAUACUAUCAGAAUGGUGCGGCAGCAAACCCAGUCAGGAUCAUCUCUUGUGGAACAGCAUUUUUGGAUCCCAACAACACAAUCCCAAGAGUCAACGCAAUAUCUCCACCUGGUUACGCCGCCCCCCAUGGCUAUGAAGGAGUCAUGCCUCCAGUAGGCCCUCCUCCCGUUCCUGCAAAUCCCGCCAAUCCUCUCAAUCUGCAAAAUCCUUGUAAUGCUCUGGGACUACCACAUUACCAACUCCAAAUUCCAACUGUAGAACUGUUCAAUGGGGCUGCUCCCUUGCCACCAGGUGUCAUUCUUCCACUAUUCUAUGUUGUGGACCUACAUUCAAUCCAACAAGUUGCGAAUGAUGAGCUCCCAUGA
Molecule: messenger RNA, 1176 nt
Organism: Heterostelium album PN500
Lineage: Eukaryota; Evosea; Eumycetozoa; Acytosteliales; Acytosteliaceae
Exons: 6
Coding region: 1-1176 (391 amino acids)
Source: RefSeq, a predicted model, not a curated record